UCUCUCUCUCUCUCUCUCUCUCUCGUUCGCUUGGCCUCCCGCCACCGAGAGUCAGAGCAGCAGUCGGCAGUCACAGACGCUUGCAGUGACUUGUGUGAACGAACAACUCGCCUCUCCGCUAAGCCCACAAACCACAGCACAAUAAUAUUGUGGGCUGGGACAAGAGCUCGAUCGAGUCCGUGAUACCGAGAGGCGGUGUUUUCGAAGGGAGCGGGACCUUCACUUCAAGAGGAUUAGGAUUCCACCGGGUGUGGUGUGUUUCUGUUGUUUUUGUGUUCAACGAAACUACAACAAUUACAUGACAGUCAAGUGUUGAGACCAGCCUGCCUUUUGAAAACGUGAAACUUCGAAAAGGAAUAACUCAUAAGCGUGGGUGACGUAUAGCACUGUGAACCCUAGGGGUCAGGCCAUCCAGACAUCAUGGACGGGAAAACAGAGGCGAACAACCACCUGGAGCAGUUCAGUAAGGCUAUGAACAUGUUCCGGGAUCGUGCCAUACAGAUUCUGGUAUACAUGCUGUUCCAACUCACGCGGACUAUCGUGGUCACGUUCCAGAAGUUCACGUGGGCCGUCACGGGAGUUGAGCGCAUCAGACGUGACGCAGCCAGAGGACUACAGUUCAAGCAAAGUGCGCAUGUGCAAGAAAUUUUCUGGAAACGGAAGUUCUUUGACCACUCGGUGGCAGAUCCCAGCAAUUUCAUCACCACGCACAAAGGUUUUAGACCCCCGAGUUGUAUCUUCAAAUCUAACGUGUCUCUUUACUGCAUGACUCGGAGAGAGGCUGUGUUUGUAGAAGUGAAGGAGUCGGACAAUGUGUACAAAUCCAAACACAGCAAUUAUUUGUACCAGAACCAGUACCACCACGCCGUGAACGUCAUCACCAUGCCCCUGGCCUCCUUCCACAAGAUGGCCAGUGACGUAGGGAACCCCAGGAUUCCAGUCACAUGGUUGUCUUGUACUGCUAGAAGUGGUGCAACCUUAGUCAGCCAGAUGAUGCACCGUAUCCCAGGCAUGCUGUCUCUGUCAGAGCCGGACGCUAUCACUACGCUGGGCUUCCUGUACAAGAAGAAGUUGAUCCAGCCUAGCGAGUACAAACAACUGCUGGCUAGCUGUGUCCGGCUCCUGUGCAAGCCUGACGACAGGUACAGUGCCGUUUUCGUCAAGGCCCGGCCCUGCACCACAAGUCUCGUCGAGGAUAUUGCUCAGGUGUUCCCCCGUUUCCGCUACCUGUUCAUGUACCGCAACAGCGUGAAGAGCCUCAUGUCCAACCUGAGUCUGUUACAACAAGACCCCGCCCCGAAGGCUCUCCGCUUCAUCAUGGACAGCCCAGUCCUCUCCACCUUCUUGCCGUUCGUCCGCUCCUACUUCUACUACUACCACGUCUUCCUCAACGAGAAGAAAGUCUCCAGCAUUGUCCCGACGAAACUAGGCAGUGUCGGCAUCAUAACCGCAGCGUGGGCAGCCAGCGUGUCUCAGUGCGCUGACCUCAGAUACAAAGGGUUCAACAUCGGUUCGAUUCUCUAUGAAGACUUCAUGAUUAACCCACGUCGCUCUCUCUCUGUGCUUCUGUCUCUGCUGGAUAUCCGGAGAGAGCACCUGGGUCCGGCGGCGGAGGCGCUGAAGGCUGACGUGAACCGGGGUACCUCCCACGACACCGGCGUGGACGCGCGGAGGGCACUGACCCCGGAGAACCGACAGGAGGCGGACAAUGUGCUCAAGGCUUAUGGGUUGGCCAAGCUUGGGGAGCGUUAUGAGGUCUCAGGGUUGUUGAAGCUCGAGUAGAGUGGUUCUUUAUAGUGUGUGGGAUAAGCAUUUUGGGCGGUUGGUUGGAGGGCGUCAGUAGUACUUUCUACUUCUUUUCAUUCCCACUGUUAAUUUUGACUGUAUUGCUUUUUCCAUGCUCUUCCCAAACUCAAAAUGGUCUUUUGUAGUGUGUCAAUUCCGAUGCCAUUGUGGGGUAAGACAAA
Messenger RNA from Aplysia californica (California sea hare), 1967 nucleotides. RefSeq lists its product as uncharacterized. NCBI's taxonomy places the organism in Eukaryota, Metazoa, Mollusca, Gastropoda, Aplysiida, Aplysiidae. The record is from RefSeq and is a predicted model, not a curated record. The transcript has 5 exons. Bases 421 to 1782 code for a protein of 453 amino acids.